AGAGAGAGGGAGAGAAACGGGGUGUUGCCGCCUCUGAGACUCGCGCAUCUCUGAGUAACAGCAGCAGCAGGGCGACGAACACAACACUCCAUCCUUCUCUCUGGGAAAAAAACAACCACUGCCGUUUCUUAAAUAAUUAACGCCGUACAAGACCUCCUGCAUUUUUAAACACAAUCAAAGCCGAGUCCUUGUGGAGAUAUACUGCACGGUGUCACCGGGAGAGAAGAAAGCGGGCGGAGAGCUUCAGCACCUCGGACAGAGAACAUGGCUCCAAUGGUGGAGGAAGGGGCUCAGCUCGUGGCAGUGCCAGUAGGUGUUGCUGUGGUGAGUGUCUUCGGCCUUGUCUUCACUGUGUCAGCCUUUGCAUGGAUCUGUUGCCAGCGUAAAAACACCAAAUCCCAGAAGACACCUCCCUAUAAGUUUGUGCACAUGCUCAAAGGGGUCGACAUCUACCCGGAGAGCCUCAGCGGUAAGAAGAAGUUUGCUGCGGCUGCCACCACCUCGAGUAACGACUCCAGUAAAACUGAUGUUAACGGGAACUGCCACACUGCCACCACAUUGAAUCCGACCACCACCGGUAAACUGGCCUCAAGUCCAAACGGAUCCAAACCGGAACUGCAUCUGGAUCUGGAGAAACGGGAUCUGAAUGGAAACUUCACCACCAAACCAUUUCAUCACCACCACCAGAAGGUGCGCAGCUCCCCGGACCUUGAGCUGCCUUCUCCCCUUGCUGGAUUCACACAACCUGGGGUGACGGACCACCGUGACAUCCCCUCACCAUCCAGCACCCUCUCCAGUCAGGCACCCACCCCGGCUGUAGACAAGCCCCAUGGAGAGGAGAGGGAUGCUGGGCUGGGGACCCUCCACUUCUCCCUGGAAUACCAGCCGGAGAAAAAGGCCUUCAUCGUCCAUAUCAAGGAAGCCCAUGGCCUGACCCCGACUGAUGAGCAGUCCCUGACCUCUGACCCUUACAUCAAGCUGACCCUGCUGCCGGAGAAGAAGCACCGUGUGAAGACCAGGGUCCUGAGGAAGACGCUGGACCCCGCCUUUGACGAGACCUUCAGCUUCUACGGGAUCCCGCUGGCCCGAGUGUCGGAGUUGUCCCUCCACUUCAUGGUGCUGAGUUUCGACAGGUUCUCCCGUGAUGAGGUCAUCGGAGAGACCCUCGUACCCUUGUCUGGGAUCGACUUAUCCGAGGGGCGCGUGCUGAUGAGCCGGGAGAUCAUCAAGAAAAAUGUCAAGAAGUCCUCAGGUCGAGGGGAGCUGCUUCUCUCCCUGUGCUACCAGUCCACCACCAACACGCUGACCGUGGUCGUCCUCAAGGCUCGCCACCUGCCCAAGACUGAAAACAAUGGACCUACAGAUCCGUACGUCAAGGUGAACAUGUACCAGGGCAAGAAGCGCGUGUGUAAGAAGAAGACCCACGUGAAGAAGUGCUCCCCCAACCCGGUCUUCAACGAGCUCUUUGUCUUUGAUCUGCCCUCCGAAGAGGGUCUGAGGGACACCAGCGUGGAGCUGCUGCUGAUGGACUCAGACAUGGGCACCUCCCGCUCCCCCAACACCGUCCUGGGGCGGGUGGUGCUGGGCACAUCGGUGGCAGGCACGUCUGGCGAGCACUGGAGGGAGAUCUGCGACCACCCGCGCCGCCAGAUCGCCAAAUGGCACGGUUUGUCGGAGGAUUAGAAAAGGUAUCUGAUCUGGUCCAACCACGAAAGGGAUGGAUUGAGGAUGAAACACAUUGGACUUUCAGUGAGGGCGGGUGGGAAACAAGGGGAGGGGCUUUGCUGUUGUUGGGGUGGUAGGGGGUCAUUUGAAGUGAUGUCAUCAUUCAAUCAAUCAUUCACUUAUCUUUGAAGUUAUCGGGGUUCGGCGGGGAGGGCGGGGCAUGACAAAGGGAACCCCGUAGCUCUAAACGAACCCAAAGACUGUCACGGAAAAUCACCUGGUAACAUGCAACAUUAUCUCCAUGGCAACAAUCAAUUGUCAAGGUAACAGUGUGCAGUGCAGAAUGUCUUAAAUGUUGCAAUUGCUCUUCUUCUUUAUCUCUUCUUCUUCUUCUUUUCUUCUUGUUCUUCUUCUUUCUUUCUUUGGCUAUUCCUCUUAUAAAUAGUAACCUAGUUCAUUGUAUGAAAACCAGAAUGAACCACAUCUGACAACGCUGUAAAAAAUGUGGAUUAUUAAAAGUUUAUUUUAUAACGACAAUGUUUUCUUCAUAAAGAUGUAGAUUGUUUUUAUUUAUGUUCUUGUUUUGUACUCUUAUGGUUGAUUUGUUGGACAUGUUUUGUAAGUAUAAGUGGUAUUUCAUAUAUGAUUACUUAUUGAGGACAAGACAGCCUAAAUUAGGUGGUUCGAGAAAAGACUAGAACAGACUGAGUGCACUGGGGACAGUUGGCUGUGUGUGUGUGUGUGUGUGUGUGUGUGUGUGUGUGUGUGUGUGCGCGUGUGUGUGUGUGUGUGUGUGUGUGUGUGUGUGUGUGUGUGUGUGUGUGUGUGUGUGUGUGUGUACGCUCUACAGAGAUGUAAGCCACAUAAUGUUUACUGUAGGUGUUGUGUCCCCCUUACUGUGAGCACAAAGACAGCUGAAAUGCAAAUGUAUGUACCUUACUAUAAAAUAUGGCAAGUUCUGAAAAAUAAAGACUUUGAAGUAUUUAUUUCACAAGCA
Molecule: messenger RNA, 2662 nt
Organism: Trematomus bernacchii (emerald rockcod)
Lineage: Eukaryota; Metazoa; Chordata; Actinopteri; Perciformes; Nototheniidae
Gene: syt4
Product: synaptotagmin IV
Exons: 5
Coding region: 265-1683 (472 amino acids)
Biological process (GO): regulation of dopamine secretion; cellular response to calcium ion; vesicle fusion
Cellular component (GO): axon; membrane; synapse
Molecular function (GO): phosphatidylserine binding; calcium-dependent phospholipid binding; SNARE binding
Source: RefSeq, a predicted model, not a curated record